UUGAAAAGCCAGUUGCACUGAAAAGGGGAACAAGAGAGGCAGAGGAAGCGAGGCAAUUUGAUUAAGCAAACCCGCAAGCAAGCAGAAGUGAAAGAUCAAAGUUUUCUGUAUAAAUCGAAAUGUUAAGAGGGAAUGCUGCUGGAAGAAGGCCAUACAGCCCGAAAAACUCACAGCAACCCAGUGAUUCCGGCCAUGAAGACCUUCAACAACAAAUCAGAAGCGUGUUUGACAUAGAAGACUCCCAGAGCAAAAGCUGAUCCUUCUUUUGCUGAAUGGCUGCUGCAUGUUUCUCAGGAAUCUGAUAUGCUACAUCUUGCUAAAUUACAAAUAAUAGGGGCAUACAAGAUCUGAAUGACAUCAGGUUGAAAGAUAGCAGUGAACCAGUAUGUUGGUUUAAAAUAUGUGGAACUCUGAAAGCUGGAAAGGUUCCAUAAGUUUUAUUGAGCAACAUAGAUGCUUCCAGGUUUUUUUCUUCCCACGCUGGAUUAUAAAAGUGAAGUUAGUGUUGGCGUUAGCAUUUAAAAAAUUUCUCCUGCAAGUACAUCAUCUUGUUUGAUGGCUCGGCUGUAUUUUUCUUCCACUCUUUUCUUUGAUUACCCAUUAAGAAAAUUACAAAAUGGUGAUUAAAUACCCCAAGGAAGAUAUACAUUCUAGUUCUGAAAGAUUACUUCCAAGCAAACGGUGCAACAAGAGACCGUAUUUGAUGAAAACUUGAAGAAAGUCUGUGCAACAGAAAAAAAGCAGGAGCUUGCCUACCAAGGGUCACUUUCUGGCCAUCACUGCAACCAGGAUUUGCUCUCCUUUGGAUGGAUGGGACAAAACAGCUAUUUUCAACAAUGACUACGAAUUCAAAAAUGCGGUACUUCCUAGUAUUUUUUACCUUAUGUAUUCCACUUUCAAUCUUGGUGUAUACAUCAAAACUCUCUGGUAAAAAUAUCCCAAGGAGUGACAAUCAGACAACUUUGGCAGAAACUUGCAAAGCAAUUGUGGAGGGAAAGAGAUUUUUUGUGCAAGAAAACCUGCUGAAGACAUCAUUUGGGAAAUCUAACUGCAGCUAUUACAUGACCCAAAGUCACUAUAUUACCAAAUCGCUUUCUCAAGAAGAAGCCUCAUUUCCUUUAGCCUACACGAUAACUUUGCACAAGGAGUUUGAUACUUUUGAGAGGCUCUUCAGGGCUAUCUAUAUGCCUCAAAACAUUUACUGUAUCCAUGUGGAUAAAAAGGCCCCCGAAAAAUACAAGAAGAAAGUGGCGCAACUGUUGGCCUGCUUCCCCAAUGCCUUCCUUGCUUCACAGUCAGAGCUGGUGGUUUAUGCUGGGAUAUCCCGGCUUCAGGCUGACUUAAACUGCAUGAAAGAUCUUGUGAAGUCUGCGGUGCCCUGGAAAUACCUUCUCAACAUGUGCGGGCAAGAUUUCCCCUUAAAAACCAACAAGGAAAUUAUUCAACAUCUAAAAAAAUUCAAGGGGAAAAACAUUGCUGAUGGAGUAUUGCCUCCUCCUCAUAUUAUCAAAAGGACAAAAUAUAUAUACAGAGAACAAAUGUUUGGCAUCUUUUCUUUCAUUCUACCCACUUUAUUAUGGAAACCACCUCCUCCGCAUGGCCUCACAAUCUAUUUUGGCCCUGCCUAUGUUGCUCUUACAAGGAAAUUUGCCGACUUCAUACUCCAAGACCAACGUUCUCUUGACCUCCUUGAGUGGUCCAAAGAUACCUACAGUCCCGAUGAACAUUUCUGGGUGACAAUGAACAGAAUACCAGGUAUGUUUUAUUUCUUCCAUGAUUGAUCUGUUAUUGUUGUCAUUUCUUAUCAAGUAUUGCUAUUAUGCAAUAAUUAUGUAUAUGGUAGGACCAUUUCAAAGUUGAAGGUCUGUGAGGUCAAAACACAUUUGCAAGAUGCUACUAUUCAAAUCCUGAACUUUGUUGUUUGGUGUUUUAUGAGAUUUCAUGAUGUCUAUCUUAACAUUUAUUCAAGUUAUUCAUUUAAGCUUGGUUUAAAAGGCAUUCAUGAGCUCUCAUCUGUCAGCUCCAGCUCCCUAUGUGGGGACAUGAGAGAAGUCACCCACAACGAUGGUAAAACAUUAAAAACACCCGGGCGUCCCCUGAGCAACGUCCUUGCAGACGGCCAAUUCUCUCGCACCAGAAGCUAUUUGCAAUUUCUUGUGUUGCUCCAGACACGAAAAAUAUAUAUACCCUAUAUAUUAAUGUAUAAGUCUAGACCUUUCAGUCAAAAAUCAAUCCAAACAAAUUGAUUUAUCCAUGAGUCAAUAUGAAUGUUAUAUUUUAACUCCUACAAAAAAAGAAACUGUGCCCUUCUCUGUGGAGAGCUGCAAAAAGCAAAAAAGAAAGAAAAAAGAAAAAAGCACCAGUACUACCUACUUUCUAUGCCAUAAUGCUUUUUAUUGUGGAUUGAUGAUGAUAAAUGGAAGCUCUUAAGUGUGCCCACAAUCCAGAGUCACCUGCAGAACAAUAGCAUGCCACUCAGGUUUACAGAACAAACAUACAGGAACUUUACUGAUUCCAAGAGAUCAAAAAAGGUAGUACAGUAGAGUCUCACUAAUCCAAGCCUCGCUUAUCCAAGCCUCUGGAUAAUCCAAGCCAUUUUUGUAGUCAAUGUUUUCAAUAUAUCGUGAUAUUUUGGUGCUAAAUUCGUAAAUACAGUAAUUACAACCUAACAUUAUUUCGUACUGAACUACUUUUUCUGUCAAAUUUGUUGUAUAACAUGAUGUUUUGGUGCUUAAUUUGUAAAAUCAUAACCUAAUUUGAUGUUUAAUAGGCUUUACCUUAAUCUCUCCUUGUUAUCCAAGAUAUUCGCUUAUCCAAGCUUCUGCCGGCCCGUUUAGCUUGGAUAAGUGAGACUCUACUGUAUUUACAAUGAUCCCUCUGAUCACUUACAGAAGUCUACAGUCAUAAAUAGUCCUUUCUUAGUUCACAAAUCUGCUUCAGAGAAGAAUACAGUCCUGGUUCUGCACCCUCUUUUUUCAGCAGCAAACAGGCCUCAAAAUAGCAAGGCCUCUUUGAGUACACUUCUCUCUUCCAGUACUCAGUCAGCACUGAAAUACUUGUCCAAAAUGGUUCUGCAGCAGCAGAACAGAAACAGUAUCAAGUCAAUCCCCAGGUCUUUGAAAUCUCAGCCAACUGGCUUCAUGCACUUCAUUUUCCAGUUAACACACACAGCACAGUGUCUUUGCAAAUCAUGACACUUUUAGCCUUUUUUAAAGUCUGGGAAGGGAAAUUGUGACUUUAUCUUGGGUAGCAUUGGUGCUAUUCCCUCUCUGUGAGAAGAACCUUGAUAUCCACAGAUGAUAUCAAAAUCCAUAAUUUUGGCCCCCAAAUCUGCUCUUGAUGCAUACAUGAAGUCAAGAUAUAGGGCUAUAUAUCAUAAUCCCUCCACCCUACCAUCCUAUAGUUUUGUAUCUUGUUUCUCUCAGGUAUAAUGGAGACUGGAUACACAGGGUUGAAAUGCCAGGAAUGUGUUAGAAAUUAACAGAAAUUAUGAUAUCAUAUUCUACCACCAUGACACAGAUUUCCCUGUUCUCUUUGGGUUUACCUGCAAUCUUCACAUUAACUGAAGGAGGAGAAUAAAUUCUCCUAGGAUCUAAAUCACAGCGAGCUUAUCCCUGUUAUUAUUGCUGGACAUUCAGGGAGAUUUGUUCUUGAAUGAAUAAGUUGUUUGCCAUUCUUGCUGGAUAUGGAAAUAACUUUAGCACUGCUAGCAUACCUAACUGGUUUUGUGCAGUCUCUUUGGAGUUCUGGCUUUAGGGAUGUUUGCGACAAGUAACAUCACUAUGCAACUGUUUUAAGAUUAUUAAAAAUCCAGUUUUAAAAUAUCUGAAAAGACUGCCAUUUCCAAACACUGUUGGAUCACUAUUAUCCAAAGAUAGUAGGAUGGAUUUACACUAAAGUAGUCAAAAUGUUAUAUCAGCAUAAUAUAGCAAUGACACCAUACAAAUAGCUUUGCCUGAAUGCUGGCCAUCCCAGUACAAGGCAGCUAUAAGCUAUAUUUCAGGAGAAGGAACUGGCAAACAACCUCUAAAUAUUCCUUGUCUGAGAAAACUGUGAAAUUCAUGGGUUCAUCAUAUGUCAAUGGACAACACAACAAUGACAGUGAGGCAUAGUUACAAAACUGGCAGAAGUUGUUUCUGCAGUUUGACCGCACUGCCAUGGAGCCCCCAUGCAAUGGGUUGAACGCUUGUGCUGGCAGGACUGCUGACCGAAAAGUCAACAGUUCGAAUCUGAGGGGUGGGGUGAGUUGCCGUCUGUCAGCGCCCAGCUUCCCAUGCAAGGACAUGAGAGAAGCCUCCCAUAUGAUGGUAAAACAUCCAGGCGUCCCCUGAGAAAUGUCCUUGCAGAUGGUCAAUCCUCUCACAUCAAGUUGCUCCUGAUACUAAAAAAAACCCACUGCCAUGACUCAUAGAAUCAUGGCAGCUGUAGUCUUACAAGGCUGUAGUCUUAUAAGGUUUUCUCUGCCAAAGAAGUGCUGAUGCCUGACCAAAUUACAAAUCCCAGGAUUACAUAACAUUGAGCCAUGACAGUAAAAAUGGUGUCAAAUGCAUAAAAUCUUCAGUAUAGCCAGGGCCAGCCCUAGGCAAUUUUCAAGUGUAAGCAAACCGUAUUUUGGCACCCCCCCCCCCCCCCCAAUGCAGUGAGAGUGGAAGAAGAGAGCCAUGGGCUGGGCUGUGGUGCAGGCUGGAUAGCAAGCCAGCUGCAACAAAUCACUCUGACCAAGAGGUCAUGAGUUCGAGGCCAGCCUGUGCCUGCGUAUUGUCUCUGUCUCUGUUCUAUGUUAUGGCAUUGAAAGUUUGCCUUUAUGUGUGCAAUGUGAUCCGCCCUGAGUCCCCUUCGGGGUGAGAAGGGCGGAAUAUAAAUGCUGUAAAUAAAAUAAAUAAGUAAAUGGAGAU
Messenger RNA from Anolis carolinensis (green anole), 4895 nucleotides. RefSeq names its product N-acetyllactosaminide beta-1,6-N-acetylglucosaminyl-transferase. The transcript is spliced from 3 exons. Gene Ontology annotation, biological process: transforming growth factor beta receptor signaling pathway. NCBI's taxonomy places the organism in Eukaryota, Metazoa, Chordata, Lepidosauria, Squamata, Anolidae. Gene Ontology annotation, cellular component: membrane. The record is from RefSeq and is a predicted model, not a curated record. The coding region runs from base 807 to 1781 and encodes 324 amino acids. Gene Ontology annotation, molecular function: acetylglucosaminyltransferase activity.